Molecule: messenger RNA, 505 nt
Organism: Hyalella azteca
Lineage: Eukaryota; Metazoa; Arthropoda; Malacostraca; Amphipoda; Hyalellidae
Product: integrator complex subunit 7-like
Exons: 4
Biological process (GO): snRNA 3'-end processing
Cellular component (GO): integrator complex
Source: RefSeq, a predicted model, not a curated record
AUGUUCCUUCUAGGAAGCAGGAUUUUCCUACUAGGGAUCUGUGCAAACCCUCUUUUUCUGAGGUGCAAAGGCAUGCAUAGUGGAAGUUUGAAAUCAACAUAAGAGCAUUAUUUCUAGUAAAAAUUUCAGGUUCUGAAAUUGGGAAAUGGCUGCUACUUUGAUGCGAUCCAUAUCAUUUCCUGAUGCUGGUUUUGGCGAGAAUGACCAAGAUCCAAAUUCAGCACUUCAAGAGUUAGAUCGAGGCUUGAAAUCCAGCAAUGUUGGUGAGCAGUGUGAGGCCAUCUCCAGGUUUCCUUGCCUGUUUGAGAAAUAUCCCUUCCCUAUUCUCAUCAAUUCUGCUAUGCUGAAGCUGGCUGAGGUCUUCCGUCAAGAAACGGCAGGGAGCAAUUUUGUGCGUGUCUGUGUAUGUGAGGUUCUCGAGACCAGCAGUCGCCAUCUCGAUAAACUCAUCAAUGUGGAUGAAUUUUUGAGACGUAUUACCACCGUGAUGCACUCCAAUGAUCCA